Molecule: messenger RNA, 863 nt
Organism: Cavia porcellus (domestic guinea pig)
Lineage: Eukaryota; Metazoa; Chordata; Mammalia; Rodentia; Caviidae
Gene: Ccl21
Product: C-C motif chemokine ligand 21
Exons: 4
Coding region: 100-480 (126 amino acids)
Biological process (GO): immune response
Cellular component (GO): extracellular region
Molecular function (GO): chemokine activity
Source: RefSeq, a predicted model, not a curated record
UAAGCAGCGGGGCCAGUCCCAGCCCACACACAGACCCCCAACGUGUGGCUGCCCAUUUCAACCACAGCUCUGGCCUCAUCCCCAUCUUCAGCCACCGCCAUGGCUCAGAUGCUGGCUCUGAGGCUCCUUGUCCUGGUCCUGGCCCUCUGCAUCACCCAGACACAAGGCAGUGACGGUGGGGCCCAGGACUGCUGCCUCAAGUACAGCCAAAAGAAGAUUCCCUACAAGGUCGUCCGCAGCUACCGGAAGCAAGAACUGAGCUUAGGCUGCCCCAUGCCAGCUAUCCUGUUCCUGCCCAAGAAGCGCUCCCAGCCCGAGCUCUGUGCAGACCCCAAGGAAGCCUGGGUGCAGCAGCUGAUGAAGCGUCUGGACAACCCGCCAGUCCAGGGCUGCAGGAAGGACAGAGGGAACCCUAAGGCUGGGAAAAGGGGAAAGGGCUCCAAAGGCUGCAAGAGGACUGAGAAAACACAAGGGCCGUAGCUCAGCGACCAGCCGGGAGCCCAGCCUCAGCAGAGCCUGAAGCCCCAACCCAAGGGCAAGAAGAAGGUUGGAAGAGAAGAAGGAUUCAGGGGCCCCAGAGCAGCCACCCCAGGGUGGCCUUGUCACACCCCUUCUCCUGCUGCCACCGUCCCUCUGCAUUCCCUUCCCUACCUUGCAUGGCUUGUGAGCUUCCCACACAGAGCCAGGCCCAGAGAGGCAGAGGAAAAAGAGUCUCCCCGGCUGUGUGAGAGGCGACAGCAGGACUGUACCCUCUGGUCAGUCACCCAGGGCCCAAGACCGGACGCUGUUCCCACUGCACCCACCUGUUCCUUAUAAAUGUGAUUUAUACCUAAAUAAAAAUCGGUGCCAGCCUUCCACCCAAA